AUUUCACCAAACGCGACUUGACUAACUUGAGCCUUUACAUCUCCGCGCAACUUAACCAACAUUCUUGUCGGUCCUUGUUAAACACCUUCUCUACGAAAAUCAAUCUACUUUCUCCCACCACUUUCUCUGCAUCAACCACAUCUACACAACCCUUCUCUUUGGCCAGAAUCGGUCAGUCGGUCGCAAACAUGAGCCCCUCACUCAUGCUAGACAAUGAGUCCGAUUUCAAUCCGAUCGCAGCAACAACACCAAACACCACCAGAACCCUCCUCCUCGCCCCUCCCUCCAUCUCCAGUCAUGAAGAAACCCUCAAGAAUGUCCUCGCCACCCACGACCGAUCUUCCACUGACUUGCAGAUGCUAGAUCGUCUUUCUGCUGGUUUUGUCACCCUCCCCUAUUCCACCUACGAUCUCAUCCUAAUCCUCACCGACGCUGAUGGUACACGCACCGAAUCCUCCCAAUUACUCGGUCGCGAUGUCUUUACCCGCAUUGUCAGCGCCAUGAAGACUGGUGGAAAAUUGGAGGCACAAGAUGGAACAUUUGGACAGCAAGUUGGAGGUGACGAGCACCGUGAAUCCAUUCUUGCGGGAUUGGUUGCGGAGGGUGGUGGAAUGGUUAAGCCAGACUAUAGCGCAAGUGUGGCCAUGCCAUUGAAGCUACGUAGAAAGGAGAAGGUUGUUCCGACUGCUGCUCCAGCUCCUGCUGUAUCGGUUCCUGUUACACAAGUGGAGGUUAAGCCUGCUGGAGUGGGAUUCGUUGAUUUUAGCGAUGAUUUUGAUGAUCCUAUGAUUACUGGAGAGGACGAUGAUGAUGAUGAGCUUAUUGAUGAGGAUACUCUUCUUACUGAGGAGGAUCUCAAGAGACCUGCCCAGAUUCGUAAGUCCCUUCCACCCCCAUUUUCAGGACCCUACUAAUAUAUAAACCCAGCCCCAGAGUGUGUUCCUCGAGUUGGCAAGCGCCGUCGAGCAUGCAAGGACUGCACAUGUGGUCUCGCACAAAAGCUCCAAGCUGAAGACGCAGCCAAGCGAGCCUCCGCCGACGAAGCCCUCAAGACUCUCAAGCUAGGAUCCGAUGAUCUCGCCGAGGUAGAUUUCACCAUCCAAGGCAAGGUUGGCUCUUGUGGUAAUUGCAGUUUGGGAGAUGCCUUCCGUUGUGAUGGAUGUCCAUACAUUGGAAUGCCAGCUUUCAAGCCGGGUGAGGAGGUACGAUUGCUCAAUAAUGAUGUGCAAUUGUAAAGAGUCAUGUCAUGGUAUUUGGGCAAUUCUAUUCUCUUCUCUUCUCUUCUUUUUUCUGCGAAACAUUUGGGCAUGGGAGGGAGCUUUUUGUGAUGGCGUCUAUGGAAGAUUGGAUGGAGUACCAACGUACAUGGAUGGAUAGAUAUGGAUACCUAGGCUUUGAUUUGUCGCUUAAUGAUGCUGUUGGUUGGGUUGUUUUUUUCUGUUAAUGAAGGGAUUCACGAACAUAUUUGAGCGGAAUGGGAAUGGAUACGCAGAACAGAAAAGGAAUAAAUACAUUUACUUGCGAGUAUUACGUUUUCCCCUUCCCAGGCGUUUGUUGAGCCAUCUACGAUAUAUAUUUAC
Messenger RNA from Hymenoscyphus albidus, 1580 nucleotides. Lineage: Eukaryota; Fungi; Ascomycota; Leotiomycetes; Helotiales; Helotiaceae. The record is from the annotation of a GenBank genome assembly.